This is a messenger RNA of Tetranychus urticae (two-spotted spider mite), 1613 nucleotides long. Its product is annotated as acyltransferase PGAP2. Gene Ontology annotation, biological process: GPI anchor biosynthetic process. Lineage: Eukaryota; Metazoa; Arthropoda; Arachnida; Trombidiformes; Tetranychidae. Gene Ontology annotation, cellular component: Golgi membrane; endoplasmic reticulum membrane. The record is from RefSeq and is a predicted model, not a curated record.
AGUUUUCCUAUUUUGUUAAAUUACUGGUCUUUCAAUCAUCUAUUUCUUAAAUUGCUAUUCAUAUCCAAUUAGUUCAUUUUUCCGUGAAUAGAUGACUGAUCAUUAACCUGACUUCAAGUAAGAAAACACGACUCUAUCAUUACCCAAGUAACCUGAAUUUUGCAAACAAGCGACCAGCUGAUGAAACAACUGUUCCUGACUUUCUACAGUCUGUUUUACUCUUCACAUGAGUCAGCUUGUUAUCUGUUUAUUUAAUUUAAUUCCUGGUUCUUUUUGAUAUUUCCCAUUGUAAUAUGAUUGAAUUAUCUUUUAUUUGUCCUAAAUAAUUUUAGAACUAUACUAAUAGUAGCCCUUUCUCCCUAUGAUCUGCAAUAACUACAAAAUCUUUUUUCUAAGCAACUCUUAAAACAUUUCUCUAUGAUAUUUUCUUGCUUAUCCUAUGAUUGUUGUUUGAAUCUUUGUUUUCUCUAUUGACCAUCAACUUCAGUGAUUAAACUAUAGUUUAUUGAGUGAACAUUUAUUCAAUAUUUAUGUCAUUUUUAUCAUGUGAUACGUAAACGCCUAUAUCUGGGUGGAUAGGAAUUCAGGCUACAAUCAACUUUACCUUCCUUGUCAACAUUAUGUGAAUCUCAAUUCCCCAAAUUUGGACAUCCAAUUACCCAGCUGAUUUAUAAGUUUUUGUUCUGCAAUCAAGUUGGAUGAAAUCAACUAGGCGCUACAAACCUUUAUACAAAGAUGAUAAAACUGUUUUACUCAGUUUCACCAAUCUAGCUAUUUUUAUAUCUUCUCUGCCUCUUGGUGGUUUUAUAUUUUGUGUAAUCUGGUCUCUUUUAUUUAAUUUUACCGAGUCAACUUCAACCCAUUGUCAUGUCACCAAUUAUCUACCAUCAAUUAGUGCAGCAGUUGGCUCCUAUUCACCUCAAAAAUAUAUUUGGAGGAUUUGUAUCGCUAUACACUCAGCGCCAAGGUACUUGGUAGCUUAUAUGUAUUAUUCAAUAGUCCAUUAUUCCCUAUUUAUUUUCAUGCUUAAUCUGGUCGAAGUCUCAAGUUUAAUUGGAUUAACAUUCAUUUCAUCGACUGAAAAUCACACUUUACAUGCUUUAAAUUUCGCACUCUUCAUUAUCACUGGAUCUGUUGGAAUGACUUCGGCGUCCAAUUUCUCAUACAAGUCAAGAAAAAUCAAGAAUAUAAUGAAAUAUAUUAACCUGAUCUCAAUUGGAUUGGCAAUCUUUUUCUAUUACAAACAUAAUUGGUUCUGUGAACCUGGUAUUUAUACAUUAUUUGCUCUAAGUGAAUACGUAGUCGUCUUAACAAAUAUAGCUUUCCAUUUUCAAGCCUAUCAUGACUUCAAAGAUUACGAUAUUAUUUUAAUUAAUCGUCUGUCUUUGGCUCAAUCUUAAAGUGCUAUUUUCCUUAAUACCGGCUACAAUGAAACAGAGAAUUCAAUAAUCUCGAAUCUCACGAUCCUUAUCGAUUAUCAUGAGUUCAUAUUCGAGUUUCAUCAACUUGCAUAUACAUGAUGUGUAACUCAUUUUGACUGCAUAUUUAUAUCUCAAUGUUUAGGUAAUUAAAACAUUAACUUAAAUAAAAUCUAACCAAUUAAUCUAGCUAAA